UCUUCUUCCUUACCCUACCCUCUCAGCGUCUGUGCUCCGCCGCGAAGCUCUCCCUCCGCUAGGGUUUUCUGGGGUUUCUCUGUGGGUCUCCUCUGAACCUCCUUCACCAUGGUUCUCCAGAACGAUAUCGAUCUGCUGAACCCGCCGGCGGAGCUUGAGAAGAGGAAGCACAAGCUCAAACGUCUCGUUCAAUCGCCCAACUCCUUUUUCAUGGAUGUGAAGUGCCAGGGGUGCUUCAACAUAACAACUGUUUUCAGCCACUCUCAAACUGUGGUGGUUUGCGGCAACUGCCAGACGGUCUUGUGCCAGCCAACUGGUGGGCGUGCUAGGCUCACGGAGGGUUGCUCUUUUAGGAGAAAGGGUGAUUGAGAAAUGUUUAGAUCCAUUUUUCCUUUAGCUGCUACGAGUUGAAGAGCUUCAAAUUUUCGUUUUUGGGAAAAGAAUUGGUCUUUACUUGUUCCAUCUAGUAUCUUUUUUCGUUGGAUCAACAUAUCCUUGAUGACAGUUCCUUUUCUUCCCCUUUAUGUAUGUUAUGAUGGAUUGGAGUGUUCUUUCUUGGGAUUAAGAUUUUGGUUCCGUUAGUAAA
This is a messenger RNA of Syzygium oleosum, 586 nucleotides long. RefSeq names its product 40S ribosomal protein S27-2. Gene Ontology annotation, biological process: translation; ribosomal small subunit assembly. Lineage: Eukaryota; Viridiplantae; Streptophyta; Magnoliopsida; Myrtales; Myrtaceae. The record is from RefSeq and is a predicted model, not a curated record. Gene Ontology annotation, cellular component: ribosome; cytosolic small ribosomal subunit. The transcript is spliced from 4 exons. Gene Ontology annotation, molecular function: structural constituent of ribosome; RNA binding. Bases 109 to 369 code for a protein of 86 amino acids.